AUGAGUGUUUCCGGGGCUUUCCAGGAGUCCAUUGAGGCAUGUGAAGCGGGAUGGUUGCCCUGCAAAACUCAAUGUCAGAAGAGCACUAUAUCACGUGGUAUUGAUGUCAAACAAGCGGUUGAUAAUCGGCCCAGCUGGCCUCGUGGUAGUGAGGCUUUCGACUCACACAGUGCAUUCACUACCAGUUCGAUUCCCCGUGGGAGCUCGAGGAUGUGCUCUGAUCAGCUCAUGAUUCCUGGCAAGCCCGAUGAAACCGUUGAGCACAGUUCUCCCACGGUUUUCAUUGAUGAGUUCAGCCUGCAUUUACAUGAUGAACCAGUACGAGCUGUGAAAGCAAACAAACAGCACGCACAAGUAGGAGUGGCAGUAGUAGUAGCAGUAGUAGUAGUAGUAGUAGUAGUAGUAGUAGUAGUAGUAGCAGUAGUAGUAGUAGUAGUAGUAGUAGUAGUAGUAGUAGUAGUAGUAGUAGUAGUAGUAGUAGUAGUAGUAGUAGUAGUAGUAGUAGUAGUAGUAGUAGUAGUAGUAGUAGUAGUAGUAGUAGUAGUAGUAGUAGUAGUAGUAGUAGUAGUAGUAGUAGUAGUAGUAGUAGUAGUAGUAGUAGUAGUAGUAGUAGUAGUAGUAGUAGUAGUAGUAGUAGUAGUAGUAGUAGUAGUAGUAGUAGUAGUAGUAGUAGUAGUAGUAGUAGUAGUAGUAGUAGUAGUAGUAGUAACAACAAUACUUGAUUGUGACCAAGAUAUUCUGUUUUUUGGUUGUGUACCUUCCAGUGAACCCGAAAAACAAGAAAUUGCAAUGGGAUUCACUUUCACACGUACAAUUUCGGUCUUCACCGUUUUGUGCACCACAACUACGCCGAUGAUGGCUAUUCUACUUCCCGUCAUCAGCCAAGCCGGUUUGUGCAUUCUGAUCCUUUGUGAUAGCUGCUGUGUCAUUCUACCUACACAGCUUGACAAACUUGAACAAACCAAAGAAUAUGUUAAUAUGGAAGAGUUGAUCCAACCCACAAACACAACAAAUGCUUCGUGCGACAGUCUUGCUCAUACUUUAGUAUCACAAGAUCCGUCACAAUCACAACACUUGACUGAUCCACUGGUUGUCUCCCUGUUUUCAGACAUUCUGAGUUUUGAAGUCCCACAUUGGAAUUGUUCACUUAUAAUAAGCUCAUCUCCCGGAAAAGGAGGGGAUGGAACGGUUGUGCCUGUUUGA
This is a messenger RNA of Fasciola hepatica (liver fluke), 1203 nucleotides long. NCBI's taxonomy places the organism in Eukaryota, Metazoa, Platyhelminthes, Trematoda, Plagiorchiida, Fasciolidae. The record is from the annotation of a GenBank genome assembly.